UGUAGGGGGGUACAUUUUGACAGUAGUAGAGAUGGCGACGUUCGUAGGAGAGCGUUGGAGGAGCGAGUUGCCUGGACAUGAUUUAUUCACCAAACUCCGUGAAAACCUCGAUCGUGACUUUAGAGGAAGCGGUAGGACGCCAGCCAAGAACCUGGCCUUCUGCUUAAAUGGAGAUUUAUUUGUGUGGGACGAAGCCAACAGCGUUUUUUAUACGACGAACCUGCGACAGCUAGAUGUUUCGGAUGGAGCAAAUUAUCAGACCCUGAUGUGUAUCAACCCACCGCUGUUUGAAGUCUACCAGGUGCUGCUGAGCCCCACGCAGUACCAUGUGGCUCUGAUCGGGCGCCGGGGAGCCAGUGUGCUGGAGCUGCCCCAGCGAUGGGGAAAGAGAUCGGAGUUUGAGGGGGGCCGUCCACGGAUUAACUGCAAGACCAUUCCUGUGGCUGAGCGCUUCUUCACCAGCUCGGGCUCCGUGAUCCUGAGAGACGUGGCCUGGUACCCCAGUGAGACCGAGGAGCCCCACCUGGUCCUGCUCACAUCUGACAACACGCUAAGGUUCUACAAUCUGAAGGAGCCCCAGUCUCCGGCCCGGGUCCUCUGUCUGUCUCAGUGUGAAGAGGAGAAUGCUGUCCGCACACAAGGGCGGUCCUACGCGGCCUCGCUGGGGGAGAUCGCGGUGGCGUUUGACUUUGGGCCGCUGGGCUGUGCUCCUCGCCAGCUCCUGGGACAGCGGGUGAAGGAGGAGGUCCUGGCGUACCCUCUGUACAUCCUGUAUGAGAAUGGGGAGACCUACCUGACCUACAUCAGCCUAGCGCACAGCGGGGGCAGUCUGGGAAAGCCCCUGGGCCCUCUGCCCAUGCACCCCGCGGCUGAGGACAACUACGGCUAUGAUGCCUGCGCCGUGCUCUGCCUGCCGUGUGUGCCCAACAUCCUGGUCAUCGCCACCGAGACGGGCACGCUGUACCACUGCGUAGUGCUGGAGGCUGAGGAGGAUGAAGAGGCUGGGGCUGGCGAGCGCUGGGCGCGGGGCUCCGAGGCCGUGCCCUCGCUCUACGUGUUCGAGUGCGUGGAGCUGGAGCUCACGCUGAAGGUGGCGGCGGGCAGGGAGGAGGAGGAGGCCCUGGAGUCCGACUUCACCUGUCCGAUCAGACUCCACAGAGACCCUCUUUGCCAGCAGAGGUACCACUGUACCCAUGAAGUAGGUGUCCACAGCGUGGGACUCACCUGGGUCAACAAGCUGCAUAAAUUCCUCCAGUCAGAUGAAGAGGACAAGGACAGCCUGCAGGAGCUGGCGGCUGAGCAGCGCUGCAUGGUGGAACACAUCCUGUGCACCCGGCCGCUCAGCAGCAGCUCUUCAGCUCCUGUCCGAGGUUUCUGGAUUGUGUCAGACCUCUCCCUCGGAGCCACCAUGAUCUGCAUCACCAGUACCUACGAGUGUCUCACACUCCCCCUGCUGAGCUCCAUUCGGCCACACUCCCCUCCCCUGCUGUGUUCCCGCCCAGGGGCGGGGCUUGGCAGCUCUCCCUUGCGCGGAUUGGCUGAGGAUUCCUUCGAGCAGCACAUCCGCAACAUUCUGGCUCGCAGCUCAACCAAUCCCUUGCUCCUGAGGGCGGGAGAGAAGGACUCUGCUCCGCCUCCUUCCGAGUGUCUCCAGCUGCUGAGCCGGGCCACCCAGGUGUUCCGGGAAGAGUACAUUCUCAAGCAGGACCUGGCCCGUGAAGAGAUGGAGCGCAGGGUGAAGCUGCUAGGCGAACAGAAAAAGAAGCAGCUGGAGGACCUGGCACUGUGCCGAGAGGAGAGGAAAAGCCUAAGGGAGAUGGCAGAGCGCCUGGCUGAGAAGUACGAAGAUGCCAGGUAUCGCCAGGAGGCCAUCAUGAACAGGAUGAAGCAGGUUCUGGGCAGCCUGAGAUGCCAGCUGCCUGUGCUGUCCGACAGUGAGAAGGACAUGAGGAAGGAGCUACAGACCAUCAGUGACCAGCUGCGCCACCUGGGCAAUGGCAUCAAACAGGUGACAAUGAAGAUGGACUAUCAGAAGAAGCAGAUGGAGAAAGGAAUGACAACCCCCAGGACUAGUCUUGCGCUUAACGCCAACCAACGGAAAUGUGUCCAGUCUGUGCUUAAAGAACAGUCAGAGCACAUCGCAGACAUGAUGAAACAGAUCAAAGACAUCAAGAACCACUUCAGCUUUUGAUGGGGGAGGGGGUAUUUCAGAUCUUAAACUCAACUGCUCUGCUAGGUUGUACAAAAUGCAUCUCAAAGGGCUCCAAACCUACACUUGUCAAGGUAGUGUUUUUUCCAGGCAGCAGGCUUCUAUCCAUCUCUAUUAUACUACAAUAAGUUAAAACAUUUUUAAAGGCUUUUCUAUUUGACUUGUCUUUGGAGCGGAACAGGUCAAUGCCAAUGUCUUGAACAUGCCCUCUUUGCACUGGACUUGGAUUAACCAAGACAAAACUGGAAUCCAGAUGCAGUGUUUAAGUUCUAGUUUGUACACCAUGUUUUUAUACAUGAACUUUAUGUAUAUUGAUCUAACAACAGAUUAAACUUUUUUGUGACUUUC
Messenger RNA from Lepisosteus oculatus (spotted gar), 2557 nucleotides. RefSeq names its product nucleoporin 88 (gene nup88). Gene Ontology annotation, molecular function: structural constituent of nuclear pore. Gene Ontology annotation, biological process: protein import into nucleus; mRNA export from nucleus; ribosomal small subunit export from nucleus. Lineage: Eukaryota; Metazoa; Chordata; Actinopteri; Semionotiformes; Lepisosteidae. The record is from RefSeq and is a predicted model, not a curated record. Gene Ontology annotation, cellular component: nuclear pore.